This is a messenger RNA of Durio zibethinus, 2136 nucleotides long. The record is from RefSeq and is a predicted model, not a curated record. NCBI's taxonomy places the organism in Eukaryota, Viridiplantae, Streptophyta, Magnoliopsida, Malvales, Malvaceae.
UAACCAUUUUUUAUUAAUUAAUUUCAUUUUCAAUCCCUAAUAAUUCUUUUUUUUUUAUUUUUUUGGUAAGAAAAAUCCAUUUAAUCAAACGGACUUAACGACAGCCACCCUUUUACCUAACAAUCAUCAUAUUAAAUGAUUUUUGUAUAAGAAAAAAAGUUGUCUCCCUUUUUUUGCCUUGAUAGAGUUUUUUCCUUCAGUUUCUCAGCUCCCAAACACGCCCGGCUGCUUUCAAUCUCUGACACUUCUGCACAAGAGAAAUUUUUGUUUGUCCUUCUCCUCAAAAAGAGAUUUGUCCCUUUUCCCCCAAAAGUUCCUCAUCUUUCGAAUCUAUUCUCUCUCUCUCUCUCUCUCUCGAUUUACUUUCUCUCUCUUAAUCGAUAAUGCUUCAAAGCCUAGUUCCUCAAUCUCCAAUCAAGUCCAACCGUAGCUCAAAUCCUAUGUCCUCAAUGAAGUCAAAGCGCGACGAUAGAGACAUCUCCGCCACAAGCGUCGACGAUUCUUCCGCUGAUGAUCCUUCAACUAAGCGUCCUAACUUCUCAUCGGGCGACAAAACUGCCAUCGAUGAACAGGAAGAAGCGGUCAUUGAAGGUGAGUCAACGGUGUUAAGGCUUUUAGGUCUUCUGCUCCAAUGCGCCGAGUGCGUCGCCAUGGAUAAACUCGAGGACGCCACCGAUCUUUUACCUGAAAUCUCUGAGCUCUCUUCUCCGUUUGGUUCAUCUCCCGAACGCGUCGGUGCGUACUUCGCACACGCUCUCCAGGCGCGUGUGGUGAGUUCUUGCUUAAGAACCUAUUCUCCUCUUGAUGCCAAGUCGCUUACCUUGACUCAAUCCCAAAAGAUCUUCAAUGCUUUGCAAUCUUACAAUUCGAUAAGUCCAUUGGUCAAAUUCUCUCACUUUACCGCCAAUCAAGCUAUCUUCCAAGCCUUGGACGGUGAGGAUCGUGUCCACGUCAUCGAUCUCGACAUCAUGCAAGGUCUCCAAUGGCCAGGAUUGUUCCACAUCCUUGCAUCCCGGUCCAAAAAGAUCCGAUCAAUGAGAAUCACUGGAUUCGGGUCCUCCUCGGAGCUUCUCGAGUUGACAGGGAAAAGGCUCGCUGAUUUCGCGACUUCUUUAGGGUUACCGUUCGAGUUCCAUCCGUUGGAAGGCAAAAUUGGAAAUGUAACAGAUCUGAGUCAACUCGGGGUGCAACCAAGUGAAGCUUUGGUGGUUCAUUGGAUGCAUCAUUGCUUAUACGAUAUUACGGGCAGUGAUUUAGGAACGUUAAGAUUAUUGACCAUGUUGAGGCCGAAAUUAAUCACGAUCGUGGAACAGGACCUGAGUCACGGUGGUAGUUUUCUAGGGAGGUUCGUGGAGGCAUUGCAUUAUUACAGCGCGUUGUUCGACGCGCUUGGGGAUGGAUUAGGCGUGGACAGUCUCGAAAGGCACAUGGUGGAGCAGCAGCUGUUUGGGAGCGAGAUCAGGAACAUCGUGGCAGUCGGUGGCCCCAAGAGGACGGGCGAAGUUAAAGUGGAGAGAUGGGGUGAAGAGUUGAAACGGGUCGGAUUCCAACCCGUAUCAUUGGGUGGAAACCCGGCCGCCCAAGCUAGCCUUUUGCUGGGGAUGUUCCCUUGGAAAGGAUAUACCCUGGUGGAGGAGAACGGGUGCCUCAAGUUGGGAUGGAAAGAUUUGUCUCUGUUGACCGCCUCAGCAUGGCAGCCGUCCGAUUGAAAUACUACCAAUUUUGUGUAACUAAAAAUUCUAGACUCUCAAGAUUUUGGUUUAUAAAUUCAUCAUAAUAAUAAAAACAAUGGAGAAACAACUCUGUUCUCUAAAUAGGUUUUUUCAUUUCUUUUUUUUUUUCAUCAAUUUUGAAACAUGGAAAGAAAGCAAAAGCUGGAAAAAAGAAAAAGGUAAGGCGACGGAGAUAUCAUAUAUCUCCAACAUGGUUCCCGUCAAUGUGGAGGAAUAUCAUAUGGAAAAUUGGUUACAUGGUGAUAGGAUAUCAAUUAUAAGGGCACUAUUUUAAGCUGAGGAUGCUUGGCAUUUUCCGAAUAAAUUUUCCUUUUACUCCUUAAUUAUGACAUUAUGUACUUAUUAUGAAUCCUGACAUUAUGAGAAAUUUUAAGUACUAGAAGCACUUAUUAUGAUUCCAGAA